Suillus plorans is the source of this 891-nucleotide messenger RNA. RefSeq names its product HotDog domain-containing protein. Gene Ontology annotation, molecular function: fatty acyl-CoA hydrolase activity. The record is from RefSeq and is a predicted model, not a curated record. Lineage: Eukaryota; Fungi; Basidiomycota; Agaricomycetes; Boletales; Suillaceae. The coding region runs from base 178 to 744 and encodes 188 amino acids. The transcript has 7 exons.
UUCAAGGGGGGGUGAAAAUCAACUACCCUACAAGUAGAAACGCGAUGGCUUAUAUACUGAAGGAGAGAAUGAUAAAGCUAAUAUUUGGUUGCCAUCGUCGACGUAUCGUCGUCGGCUUUUGACGAGCGUUACAAGUUCACACCCGAAUUAUUGAACGUGACUUGGCCUUUUCCUCCGAUGAAGCCAGGAAGCGAUAUCGACACUUCCCAAGUCGACGGGAAUGCUUCCCCGGAAAUAAAACACAGGAUGCUCCGCGCUCUGCAAUCUAUGCGACGGUCAACUGGCAAGCCCUCUAGCAGUUUCGAAAACAAGAUUGCGUCCCGGAUGCAACUAACAGAGGCAUCUAUAUUGUCAAAGACCGAGGAACCGGAGAAAUUUGAAGGUCGUGUCGUUGUCCAGGUGAUUGUGGACGAAGAAUUGCUCAAUGUCGAUGAAAACAUCCACGGUGGAUGUACGGCCAUGAUAAUUGACAUUUGCUCGACAAUGCCCAUUUACGUCCUUGGGGCCUCGACAAGCGGUCAUGGCGAAUUUGGCGUAUCACAGUCUUUGAACAUUGUGUACCAUUCACCAGCAUUGUUGGGAGACAAGCUACGCGUUGUGAGCACAACACUCGCUCUUGGCAGCCGGGCACUCUCAAGUCGUUGUGAAGUAUGGAAUGUUACGCGACACCGAUUGGCAGCAUCAGCUGUGCACGUUAAGAUGGUUCCAUCUAAACCUAAGGCAUCUGAAUCUGCCAAACUCUGACCUGGGUGCGGUCACAAGUCUAGUUUCCUCAAUUACACUGGCAGUGGCUAAUCGAACGACUCAGGGAAAAUCUUCGGGUAACGGGCUGCGGUCACGUGACUGUUUGAAGGCGUUUUUCUUCACCGUUUUUGUGGUGGAAAAUUCUGG